UUUAUGAUAUGAGAGCGCCUCUUUAGGAACUGAGGAAGCAAAGUUGAAGUACCAGAAGUCCCUAUAAAUUCAAUAUUCUCUCCCAAUCACCUUCACAUCUCCAGAGAGACAAUGCACCAAGCAGCAAACUCUUCUCUUCGACCUACAGGGACAAUGAUGGUGGUUGUUGCCCUCUGUAUCUUGUUCUUCUCUCAGUAUGCAGCUGUGCCGAUUGUUGUUCCAUAUGAAACCCAAUCCACUGAUAAUGCCACCGUCAGACAGAUCAUCGUUGACGUACACAACAGAUUCCGAGGGAAUGUGACUCCAACGGCAAUGAAUAUGCUGAAAAUGGCAUGGAGUGACGAGGCAGCAAAAACAGCUGAGAAAUGGGCAAAAACCUGCAACCAGUUCCAUAGCCCCCCGGCACUUCGCAGUUUUACUGAUUUCCAGUGCGGGGAAAAUCUCUUCAUGUCGUCCUAUUGCGCCUCUUGGGAGGAAGCCAUCACAGCUUGGUUUGAGGAGGAUGUGGAUUUUAUUUUUGGAGUAGGAGCCAAAACCCCCAAAGCUCUUGUAGGACAUUAUACCCAGGGGGCGUGGUACAACUCCCGGCUGGUUGCAUGCUAUAUGUAUGAAUGUCCUGAUGCCGAAUACAGAUAUUACUACGUUUGUCAAUACUGCCCAGCGGGAAAUAUUCAAGGAAAACAGAACACCCCAUAUAAAAAUGGUACGACAUGCGGAGACUGCCCAAAGUCAUGUGAAAACGGCCUCUGCACCAACUUCUGCCCAUAUCCCAUUAAAUUCGAUAACUGCCCGGAGUUAACUAAAACCUACUCAUGCAGUGCCUACCCAGAACUUCAGAACGUAUGCCCGGCCCACUGCCGCUGCACCAACAAUGAAAUUAUAUAAUUUCCCAUAGUAAAUAAAACAUAUUUGGUCGCCAA
Xenopus laevis (African clawed frog) is the source of this 920-nucleotide messenger RNA. It is a transcript of the gene serotriflin.L, whose product is annotated as serotriflin-like. The transcript is spliced from 8 exons. The coding region runs from base 112 to 885 and encodes 257 amino acids. The record is from RefSeq and is a predicted model, not a curated record. NCBI's taxonomy places the organism in Eukaryota, Metazoa, Chordata, Amphibia, Anura, Pipidae.